AUGUUUCGAUACACUUGUAAAAUCUUGUUAAUUAUUUCGGCAGUUGUAGGUAUCUUUGGAUAUCCAGAAACCGAUCCUGAAAUUUGUUUAAAUCACAAAGAUGAAGAAAAAGUUGCCGUUCAAGAUAGCUGCACUCACUAUUACCACUGUGAAGCUGAAAUUGGAUACUUAAUUGACUGCAGUGAUUAUGGAACUUUCAGAUUUGAUGCUCAACUAGGUCAAUGCAAUUUUGCUGAUAAAGUCGCGUGUACAGGCAUAGCUCACCAUAAAACUGCAGCAUUAAAAGUUCCAUUGAGAGACCAGCCAUUAGAAGUUGACAAUAAAGUUUCAAUUCAAGCUCCAGAAUAUGACUCUAAAGUAUGCAGAGGAUAUCAUGAUUCAGUUACCCUUGGAAUCAAAGGAAGUUGUACUCUGUAUUAUGUUUGCAUAGAUAAUGUUGGAUAUUUGGAAGACUGCGCCCUCUAUGGAAGUUCUCAAUAUGAUCCAAGAACUGGUCAAUGUAAUCUUAAACGAAAAGUCAUGUGCGAUGACUCGGAUGAAAUUGUCAAGUCUCCAUUUAAUUAUUAA
This is a messenger RNA of Chironomus riparius, 567 nucleotides long. The record is from the annotation of a GenBank genome assembly. NCBI's taxonomy places the organism in Eukaryota, Metazoa, Arthropoda, Insecta, Diptera, Chironomidae.